UCGGCAGAAUGUUUUCUUCAACAUUGUUAACAUCAUAUCUACAAAAUUCUAUAGUUAUAUCCAUAGUGUUGUCAGUUUUAGUGAUUCUAGGAACAUGCAUUUAUUUUUCAAAUAUUUUUCGUAUAUGUUACUAUGCAUCGAAAAUGCCUGGACCACGGGCUUAUCCAUUAAUUGGAAAUGCGACACUAUUUUUGGAAUCUCAUGAAGUAUCAACACGCAACAUAAUAAGUGCGUCUCUUAAAUACCAGAACACACUAUCUCGAUUAUGGCUGGGUCCAAUACCAAUGAUUCUGUCAUCAGAUCCAGAAAUUGUUCAAGAACUUUUAACAAAUCCAAAUGUUUUGGAAAAGCCCACUUUAAUGAAAUUGGUGUGGAUGGAUGCAAUGGGAAGUUCCAUUCUAAUAUCAAAUGUCCCAGUCUGGAAACAUGAUCGAAAUAUUAUUACUAGAGGUUUUAAUCCAAACAUUUUAAAAUCAUAUUUUGACAUAUUUGUGGAAAAGAAUCAUAUCUUAACUGAAAAAUUAGAUUUGGAACUGAAUAAAGGAACAUCGUUUGAUAUAUUUGGAUAUUUAGCGAGAACAACUUUGGAUGCAGUUUGCGAAUCAGUUAUGGGUGUAAAUGUUAACUCCUACGAUGAAUCCACUUAUUUUAAUGCUUCACACAGUGCCAUGAAUCUUGUUAUGAUCAGAAUAUUAAGUGGAUUUAAACUUUUUCCUUUUUAUUAUCGAUUUACUAAGGACUAUAAAGUAGCAUGCAAGAAUCGUGACACUCUGCGAAAGUUUACUGAAAAUGUAAUUGCUGAAAAAAGAAACGAAUAUAAUCUUACAUCUGUUAAAAAUAAUUCAUUCGAAGUCCAAGCAAUGAACAAAAAUCAAUCAAAAAAAUCAAUGUUGGAAUAUCUAUUAGAUUUUACAAAAAAUAAUGCGGAUUUUGCACAAAAUCUACUGCGUGAUGAAAUAAACUUACUCAUUUGGGCGGCUUAUGAUACGUCAGCUACUACUCUAGCCUUUGUUUUAUUACACUUGGCAAACAAUAAAGAAAUACAAACAAAAUUAUACCACGAAAUUUAUGAAAUUCUUAAAGACAAAAAUGAAAUCGAAUUUGAUGAUUUAAUAAAGCUGAAAUACAUGGAAAUGGUAAUUAAGGAAUCAAUGCGUAUAACCGCAACAGCACCAAUAAUUACGAGAGAAGUAUCUGAAGAUAUUGAUAUCGGCAAUUAUAAAAUUCCAAGAGGAGCUAAUAUAGCAAUUCCAAUAUUUACUCUCCAUCGAAAUUCAAAGUACUGGAAGGAUCCACUAAAAUUUGAUCCAGAACGUUUUACACCGGAAAAUAUUAAAAAACAACAUCCCUUCGCUUUUAUACCAUUCAGUGCUGGUCCAAGAAAUUGUAUUGGUCAACAAUAUGCAUGGAUGCUUAUGAAAACUAUAAUAGCCACACUAUUAAAUCGAUAUGAAUUUCAUACCGAUUUAAAACUGGAAGAGUUAAGAUUGGAGGCAUCUGUGACAAUAACAUUAGUGAAUGGGCACUUAGUAAGAAUCACGCCAAGACAAAAAUUCGUCGAUAUUCAUUAAAAAACAAAUUUCAAUUUAUUCAUUCCUUAUAACAUAAAAUGGAUCAAGAAACGGCUGCUUUUAUUUAAUCAAGGACGGCUUUCUAUAAACAACGUUCCCACUAAACUAUUUUCAGUUUUCUUUGUUGAAUUAUUCUCAGACAUAAAUUUUAGUUAUUUAUAUUUUGGACUAUGUCUAUAAUGUACAUAUAUAUAUACGAUAUUGUUUUUCUUUUACCACAACUGAUAUGCUCACUUUGUAUUUUAUUAAUAAGUGAUCUUUGAUAGAAAAAAUACUGUACCAUGAAUCAUCUGACCCUAAUGAACUGCGAAUCAUAGAAAACCAUUAAGUUAAAAGCAGCUCUUGAGCAGAAAAGCGCUCAAAUAUCAAUUGUACUCGUGUCUGGGUUAUAAAGUCCAAAAACCUGAAGACUUACGAAAAAUUAUGAAUAAAACAAAGAGGAAUGAAUGUUUACUGUGCGUUAUGGCUAUGUCUGACUGUGAUGGGUAUUGUAUGUUUACAACAUCAAGUGAUGAGUCUGACCAGCUGGGUUCAUGUAUACAUCAAUCCCUCUUUGUUUUAUACAUAGGAACGUCCAU
Molecule: messenger RNA, 2149 nt
Organism: Chrysoperla carnea
Lineage: Eukaryota; Metazoa; Arthropoda; Insecta; Neuroptera; Chrysopidae
Product: cytochrome P450 4V2-like
Exons: 9
Coding region: 9-1571 (520 amino acids)
Molecular function (GO): heme binding; oxidoreductase activity, acting on paired donors, with incorporation or reduction of molecular oxygen; monooxygenase activity
Source: RefSeq, a predicted model, not a curated record